AUGUCUUCUCAGUCUGAAAGCAAUCUGAAUAAUGUCUUUGUCUCAUGUCCAGAAUUUGGAGAGGAAGAUAUGAAGCUUCUUCAAAUAAUGGAGAAGAUGCAAACUGAACUCUCUAAACUGGAAAACAGGGUAACAAACGUAACGAAAGAUCAAGACUCUGAACUUCUACAAAUAAGAGAAAAGAUGCAAACUGAACUCUCAAAACUGGAAAACAAAAUAACAAACGUAACCAAAGGGAUUUUUCUUCCUCAAAUACUAGAGAGGAUGCAAACUAAACUCCUAAAACUGGAUAAUAAAGUAGGGAAUAUAACCAAAGGAUUAUACUGGAUAGGGGGGACAGAUGAAAUCAGAGAGGGAAGGUUUGUUUGGGCGUCUACCGGAAAUUCCCUGACGUUCACGGACUGGAACAGAGGAGAACCAAAUAACGAUGAAAGCAAAGAAGACUGCAUUGAAAUUUCAGGACAUUCAGACAGAAGAGGAAUGUGGAAUGACAACUUGGAGAAUGAAAUGCCUUCCAUAUUUCCCCCAAAAAGUAUACAACCAGAGUAA
Molecule: messenger RNA, 549 nt
Organism: Saccostrea echinata
Lineage: Eukaryota; Metazoa; Mollusca; Bivalvia; Ostreida; Ostreidae
Product: mannose-binding protein C-like
Exons: 6
Coding region: 1-549 (182 amino acids)
Source: RefSeq, a predicted model, not a curated record